AGCAGGGUCCGCCGGAGCCCGGAGGAAACACGCCGCCGCAGCAAGCAGGAAGUCUGGGUGGGAGCGCAGCAGAGAGGGGGAAAGAGGAAGCAGCAGCGGCAGAAGAGAAAGCAAAAGCUCCCCGUGCCGCCCGCUGCUCAAUCGUCCGCCUGCCUGCGCUGGACUCAGCAUCUCUGGCUCCUGCCCGGGCGGGAAAGCUGCGCCGCCGCUGCCAUGGCCCGGGAGAACGGGGAGGGCAGCGCCUCCUGGAAGAAGCAAGCCGAGGACAUCAAGAAGAUCUUCGAGUUCAAGGAGACCCUGGGAACCUCUUGUACUGACAUCAUCUGGUGUAAUAAGAAACAUGUCCUUACUUGUCAUCUUAGGGGUGCGUUUUCUGAAGUAGUUUUGGCUGAAGAGAGGGCUAGUGGAAAACUCUUUGCAGUCAAGUGCAUCCCCAAGAAAGCACUGAAGGGGAAGGAAAGCAGCAUAGAGAAUGAAAUCGCAGUCCUGAGAAAAAUAAAACAUGAAAAUAUAGUUGCACUGGAAGACAUAUAUGAGAGUCCAAACCACUUGUACCUGGUCAUGCAACUAGUGUCUGGAGGCGAGCUUUUCGACCGCAUAGUAGAGAAAGGAUUUUACACCGAGAAGGAUGCAAGCACUCUGAUACGGCAGGUCCUAGAUGCUGUCUACUACCUGCACAGAAUGGGCAUUGUGCAUCGAGAUCUCAAGCCUGAGAAUCUGCUGUACUACAGCCAGGAUGAAGAAUCCAAAAUCAUGAUCAGUGACUUUGGAUUGUCAAAGAUGGAGGAUAAAGGAGACGUCAUGUCCACAGCGUGUGGAACCCCAGGAUAUGUUGCUCCUGAAGUGCUGGCCCAGAAACCCUACAGCAAAGCGGUGGAUUGUUGGUCCAUAGGGGUAAUUGCAUACAUUUUGCUCUGUGGAUAUCCUCCAUUUUAUGAUGAAAAUGACUCCAAACUCUUUGAGCAGAUUCUUAAGGCGGAAUAUGAAUUUGACUCUCCAUAUUGGGAUGACAUCUCAGACUCUGCUAAAGAUUUUAUUCGGAACUUGAUGGAGAAAGACCCUAACAAAAGAUAUACCUGUGAGCAAGCAGCCCGGCACCCAUGGAUUGCAGGGGACACAGCCCUCAGCAAAAAUAUCCAUGAGUCCGUCAGUGCUCAGAUCCGAAAGAACUUUGCAAAAAGCAAAUGGAGACAAGCGUUUAAUGCCACAGCAGUUGUUAGACAUAUGAGAAAGUUACAUCUUGGCAGUAGCUUGGACAGUUCAAAUGCAAGCAUGGCAAGCACCCUCAGCCUGGCCAAUCCACUUCCCGAUGGAACAACCAGGAAAGAUUGUAUGUCCCCAUCUGCUCUCUGUAGUUUUGUUUCAUCUGCUUCUUCGGGUAUUUCUGCAGUAGGAGGAGAACGGAGACCCAGGCCGACCACAGUAACAACAGUGCACACAGGGAGCAAGUGAUCAGCGGAUGAGGAUAGAGACGGGAAAGCCAUCGGGUCGAGCGUACCUACUCCGAGUGAUUUCAUCUUGCAUUGUGCACUUGGUGAAGGACUAGAAGAGAGAAGAUUUUUUUAUGGCCAUAUUUUAUACUGCAAUUCUGAAAUGUUUCAUUUAGCACAAACUGCAAUGACUCCAGGGGAAAUGGAUUUAACAGUCUCUGGUGCUGUAUAUAUGAGUCUAGCAAUGUUCUAACUAACAGACGUGCAUUCUUUUUCCCGGUGGUUUACUCUCUUCUUCUCAGUGUAGGUAACAGUAUAUGUUGUAUUUUUUUUCCAUUAACUAAAAAGGUCUCGGCUGGAUUAUUUAAAUAGAGAUAAUUCUUGAGAAAUAGACUUCUUUUUUUCUUUUAGCAAGUACUUCCAGUUGCAUCCCUCCUUCCAGUUUGCUGAGGGAUAGGUUACUUCUCACGGUAGAGAUUUGCAUUGAUUUUCCAAAACAGGAGGGUUCCAAAGGCUUGCAUGCCAUUUUUAAUUCCUAAAAUUGGACUGUAAACCUGUCCGGAUCUAGCAGUGCCGUUACACUAAAACAACCUGCUUUCCCUCUCUUCCUCCUUCUUGGAAACAAUGGUGAGAGUUGAUUGAAAACAACCCAUCAUGACAUGCUGUGAACCUGCAACAUUCAUUGACUCUGAUGGGAGUGGCAAAGUUCUCAGCCAGGAGCAGCCCUUAGUUCACCAAGCAUGUGAAAAAUGAUAUAAAGCUUCAUCCUGCAGCUCUUAUUCCUUUGCUAACCCCCUUGUGGUCCAUCACUGAGGCCCCAUAAGGAGGAGUCAGGAGAGCCUGGGUUCUAUUCCCAUCUCUGCCACUGACUUGCUGCUUGAGCUUUGGACAAGUCACUGCCCAAGGUCAAAAAUUUCAAAUGUGGCCUCUGAUUUUGAGUACCUCCAGUUUGGGGCCUGCUAAUUGAGAGCUGGUGAGUGCUGCAACCCACUGACCUCAGCUGAAGUUAUUGGUGGCUCAGAGUUAGCCCCCAGGUGCCCCAAGCUGGGCACCAAAAAUCAGAAAGCAUUUCUGAAAGUUUUGGCCUUAAAAAAAAAAAAAAGUUAUGCCUCAGUUUCCUCAUCCGUAAAGUGGUGAUAAUGAUACCACUGCAAUGUGGACACAGCCUGCCUUUCACUGUGCGUGUAAGCUACCUGUACCGUAUACACCACCGCAAGCAUAGAAAAGGCCAAAAACAGGCAAUGUCACUGCUUUCAUCAUAAAUGUUUUAAAUAUCUUGGACCAGAAGAGACAGCAGUGUUCAGAGCUCAUCGCACUUACGAACUUUGUGAGACGUGUCCAGAUCUCUACAAGUCAUUCCCAGCUUUGAUAUUUCUUCUAGGAGGAGAAAAGGUAGAAGCGGAGUUCAUGAGAGUCAGGCACAUUUAAGCUAUUACUAACUCCCUACACCCAAAUACAGCCCUCUCCACAGGCAGGCCGGAAUCAUUUUUCCUUAAAUGAUUCUGUUGCCACAUCCACAUCAGUUAUUGUCUUUAAAGAAUUAGAUGAACCAGUCACAGACACAUCUGAAUAUAUACGGCCGUAGUGAACAUGCUACAAAAAGCCAUGACAUUUACAUUUCAUUGAGAUUUCAAAGAUGUAAGGUGAAAUCCUGCCACUAUUGAAGUCAGUGGGAUUUUGGCCAUUAACUUCAGAGGAGCCAGGAUUUCAAGAAAACCAGGUGGUACACAGUGCUAGUUCUUUACAAAGAUGUCAUUGCACUAGAUGUCAUUGCACUGCUCAUAAAGAUAUUACACAUAAUAGAUCUCAGUUGAGCCAGUAUUAAUCUGUGCACCAUUUUCAGUCUGGAGAUGUGGAGUAUGAUUUAACCAGUUUCCUCCAGAAAUUCCCAACAACCCUAUAUCAUAUUAUACCUAUCAGAGACAUUCAAACUAUAAUGAUUUAAUGUGAACUACAUAAAACACUAAUGUGCAUCUGACUUUCCCCUGUGGAUAUCUGACACUCCAAUAUAUCGCCUUGUAAAACCUCAUAGAUACAUCCAGUCUCUGACAUAAUGAGCCAGAUCCCCAGCUAAUGUAAAGUGGCAUCAUUCCAGCGAAGUCAGUUGAACUAUGAUUUUCACCAGCUGAGGAUCUGCGCCAACAUGUGAUAGUGACAUACCACAGCACUGAUAUGCACGCUCAGUUUUUAAUAGAGUAAUUACUCUUCAAAGAGGUUAUUUGGCUCCGUUCUCAAAGCAAAAUCAAAAAUCCCCAGCCAUUAACUUCUAAGAAACACGUUAAAAUGCCUGACACUGGUCUCAUUGAAGUCAGCGGUAAAAUUCCCAUUGGCUUCAGUGAUGCAGAAUCCUGCCCCAGAUUUGGUAGACAGGAACAGCAGUCAAUGCUGGGGGACGUUGUUGAUCUGAGCCCCUCUUAUCCAAAAUCCUGCAUUAUCUAAAACUGGACCGUGCCCCCUGACAUACAGGGUUUUUCAUUUAGGACCUUAUUCAUAUUCAUACUCAGGUCUCUUGACAUCUCUCUGGCAGUGUAAAUGGGGAUUAAAGUGGCUGUUAAUACAAUUUAUGCCCACUAUAAGACCUAUUUAUGCUGCCAGACUGGUGUAAAGGGACCUUAAUUUAAGUCAUAAUAAGGCCCUAAAAGCCUUAACUUAUCUCAGAACUUCAUCUUCCAAAUAAAUUCAGUUGGCCCAAUAAAUUCUGAUCUCAGUUGCACCUGUGUAAAUAUGAAGUAACUUGAUUUUGAGUCAGUGGAAUUACACCACAUUUAAACUGGUUUAACACAGAAUUUGGCCGAUGGCGCUUUCCUGUAUAUGCUGCUGCAUAUAAAUUGAAACUCAAGCAGCCCCUAUUUGCAUUCUUUUCUAACAUCAUACUGAAGUUUCUGAUUUUGAUUUAAUUGCUUAUAACAAUAAUCAGAAUAUGGCCCGGUCCAAAUUUGUCUUGCAAAAAUAAAAUGUUUUCCUUCUGCAAAAUAAAGCAGAGUGACGUACGUAAAGGUGAGUCCAUUGCAGGAGUGCACUCCCUCAAUUGAUUUUUGGUCAAUUUUCUGCUCUGGUCCAGUAUGUCUACAAUACCUCCGUGCUGGAUGCGAAUAGUAUCACAUUUAGCUGUGGCUUUACAAUAGUUUCCAUUUCAUUCUGGACUGGAAAUUAGAUUUGUCUUAAUGUUGCUGUUAUUCCACAAGAAUUGGAUCAUUUUAUUAUCACUCUAUUCGCAUUAGUACCUUAAGAAAAGGAUCAGAAGACAUUAAAAGUAAAAUGUUUCUUUCUGCCAGAAAUCGAGGAGAUGGAAAGCUUUUGUUUCUCAAGAACUGUGGCUGAGGAUCUGACAGGUAUUUGUGGGGAGGGGAGAGCGGAGAUUUUUACUGUCAUUGAUUCACGAAGGAUCUAUCCCCCUUCAGAGCGAAAUCUUUUCAACUUACACCCAUGCAUGUCUAGUGACAGGUGUAACUCGGCAGACUAUACCCGAGCCUGGCCUGCCAGUUGAGUUCUAAACCAGUGUUAUAAAUGAGUGUAAAAACUAACAGUAUGUAACCAGUGCAGGUGGUGUGAGGUAUGAUAAGAAAGCACGGCUGGUUAUUUUCCAAGGGGCCAUCUCAGCAAACCAUUAGUGGUUCACUUAUUGCAUGUGGUCCACAUCUCGGAGACGUGCCCCAAGUUAAUGCUUCUCUGAGUUAUGCUGCUCUUAGCUUUAUUUGUUUAAAUGGCACCACUGUGAUUUGUUAACUCUUUUUUUCCUGGACUCCCUCCUUCUGGUCUUUGCUUGCAGCCUCGAUUGUUGAAUUGUUACCUCCAGAGUCACAGUUCUCAUCUGUGACACCAACCCCAAUGUUCUUGUCAGGAAAACAUAAAACUAACGCAGCUAACACCAGUCGCCUGCAGGAGACUGCCGACUGUAGGCUGCCUGGGAAUUUCCUGAGACUGAAUGUCAGUUCUGCAGUGUUAAUGCCACACACUGCUGAUUUUGCGGUUGACUUUUUAUUCCUAAAGUAGCCUAGAUGUCCCACUGGAUCACUUCCUGAAAGACAAACUGGAUAUUGACGCUGCAGCACAGGUAGUGAGGAGGCAGGUGAAUGGGAAAAUACUGGCUGUGGCAAAAUGAAACUCACCCUCCCCAAUUAUGCUUUAGUUAUUUCUGGGCAGGUAAUGUCUCUUCUGCAUUGGUCGCUAUCAUGCAGGUGCCAUCAAACUAGUCGGUUCAGAAAAGCUUUAUUAUUUCACCUUCUUCUAGUUUGUCUGUUAGAAUAGUGGACUGAAAUUUAAAAAAAACCAAUAGUAGACACUGAUUUGCUGCUGGUAAGGAAUAAAUGAUCAUGUAAUGCGUAUUCUGUGGGGAAAACGAUUUUAGGUGGGUCUGAAAACAGAAAUUAAAUGGGGACUUUUAACAUUGAAGCCAGCUUGAGAAAAGAGGAGGUAUAUCCUCUGAUCCAUGUAUUUCCUGGGUUUGCUUUGCUGUUGUUGACAACAGUUGUAUCUAUAACAAGUUUCUCUCCUUCAUAGCCCUGGUUUAUAUUCCUCCUUUUCUGCCUGAUCCUUCAGUGACAGCAGAAUCCCACGUUUAUGACAUCGCAGUCAGUUGCGCUGGUGGUCAUUGUAGUGUCACAAAUGAAGCAUUAGAAGACAAAUCUGGACAUCACCAUGAGAAGGGCCAUACAAGUACCUUGAUAGAAACCAUCAUGGCACUUGAGUGGCUCGGGCUUGUCCUGAGAAUCUCAGCACUGGGGUGAAACUCAUGGAGAAAGGAGUUUUACCCUUGCAAAUUGACAGCCUGGCAUUGGAUCAGUUUAAUCAUUGCAAUGCCUGCCACAGGUGACUGGUAUAUUCCUCCUCCAUAGAAGAGAGUUGUAGAUGUGUUUUAACGGUUACAGGCCAAUGGCUUAGCCUGACUUCUCCCUUAACCCACCCUUGCCUACCAAUGCCUUUGCAAACUAUGGUGCAGGGCUGUGUGAUGCACAAGGGGUAUGGUAUACCGCAGAAUCACACCUUCCCACUGAAUCAGGGCCUUCCAUGCCUGCAGGGCAUGGGGGGGGUGUAACCUGCGCUGCAGGAUGAAGCAGGAAGAGCAGAUGAGCCAUGAGGAAACAAGCCCUUGUUCGAGCCCAAAUCGCUUUAGUCAUUAGCAAGCAGUAAGAACGUUCUGAACAAAAGUGAAUGGGGAAGCAGAUCUGUAUUUGUCAGAUUCAGUGAAACCUGUGCUAACAUUUCCACCCCCACUAACCAACAACUUCUGUCUUGAGCAGAGUUGGGCAAAUACUGCAAAACUUUGGGCCGAAUUUACAAACAGAAUUUAGACUUCUGUGUGUGUUCUCUGCAGAUAUUCCGGGAACCAAUUUACUAGCUAGACUGCGCAGGGAGAGACCACGGAACCCCAGUUCAAGCAAGGGACAGAAACACAUGCCUAACUUUAAGCACUUUUGACUCCCAUUUGACUUUAAUGGGAUUUAUCACAUGCUUAAAGUUAGGUAUGUGCGUAAGUACCUUCUGAAUUAGGGCUUCAAAGUGUUGUUUCUGCGGAUACAUCAAUUCAAUGGCACAAUUCAUGUUCUUCAGGUCGCGCACAUGCUUAAGUACCUUGCUGAAUUGGGCCUAAAUAAAUACCAGAGAAUAUUCAUGGGAAGGGAAUUUUGCUUUCAUUAUCAUGACCGUUUGAACCAGAAACCUAAUUCUAAGAAUUAUGCUCAUCCACUCAAAGAACAGAAACCUAUCAUGUGAUUUGUGCGUCUAAUCAAAACAGUAUCAAAAUAAAAUGCAACAGAAUGCUCGCUAAUGCAAAGUAUUAGCCAACCAGUAAUUUCAAGUAACAGAUAUAUGAGGGAAUUGCAAUUACUCAUAGACAUUUGGUGAACAAAAAUUCAUUUGUUAAAUUAUGCAAUAGAAGAUUAUUCACCCAGCAGUAGUUGUAUGUGAUACCUGUAAAUUAUCCCCAAUUUCCAGUACAGUUGUAUCUUACCCUUAGAUUCAUGUCUACUAGACAAUUUCUUUAUUGUGUGUGCAAUAUUCCCUUGGUGUGAUUACUUAUUUUAUACAGAUUUCGCGGAUAUUUAAAAGUUUGCCCCAAGACAUAAAUUCCUAUUCUGGCUUCACUUAGGAUUGUAUCCAUAUAAACAACAUUUGUAAUUAAGCAUAGGAGCUUCUUAAUCUCAGAUGUUAUUUUUCAGGACUCCAUCUAACAAAACAGCUGAUCAGUGCAUUGAUCUUUGGUUUCUAUUAGCACGGUCAGAUUCACAGUGCCUACAUUUUUCCAUGACAGAGAGGGAAAACAGGGCAUGUGUGCUCUAAGUGUCGUGAAAAUCACUGCUAAACUCACAAUGACAUGAAAAUGUCCAACUGAUGCAUGAUACUGCACUGCAUGUAUUAAAUUGUACUAUUUCUACAUUUCCCAAGCCUUUGCUGUAAACACAUCUUGGACCCGGUCCCCUGGGGUUUCUUUUAAGUUUGGUUUUGAAAUGGCUAUAUGUAUCUGUAACUCGAAAUCCAUCAUUACCUAGCGCUAACUGCAAAAACUGACGUUUUGUGAACAAAACUCUGCAAAGCCUGGGAAUGUAUUUUGUCCUUUUAGUAAACGCUGUGCAGUUUUUAAGGGAAGAUCUCUGUCUAGAGGGGCUUCAUUCUAUGCACCUGUCAGUUACACCUGUCUUGGUUCAGGGAAAUCAAACUGUUUUGUUUUCACGUAUGCUUAAAAACAAUUAUCUACAUUUAAAUCCCUUGUACUGGAUCUACUGCACAGUGAGGGCUGCCAAGUAAACAUGUUAGUUAUAUCUAUGUCUCUGCGCUUUAAGAUAACAGCAAAACUUAGACUGGAAUGUAGGCUCAGUCGAAUUAUAUUUUCCCCCUUUUCCUGAGAAGCUCUUGGAAUUUGGCUUUGCAGAUCUGUUGCAGAAUACUCUGUUGCUGUGGACCGAGCCAGUUGCUGCAUAUCUUAAAGUCAUGCUCCCAAAGCAUCAAGUGUCAGAACUCUUUUUUUCCAGUUGCAUUUAACCCAUUGUGCUCCAUGCAUUCAAGUCUGUAUUUAUCAACAAAAGACUUCAACUCUAUUUUCUGUACUACCUGGAAAUGAUUGUAGUCGUCUCUUCUGCUGAUCGAUCUCUGCGAAUCAUUUUGACUCGUGAUUUCUUUUUCUAAGGCUGGACAAGAGAGAGGAGGUCACACGGAGCUCUCAGUAUCAAUGCUGGAAACCCACUCAACUAAUCAGCUGAGCACGCAAUUUGCCUGAUUGCUCAGUGUUUGCUGUUUAUAUUACAGAAGAGUCGGACAUUACUGAAAGCUCAAAAUCCACAAAGGGAGGCAGCUAAGAGCUAGCAAAUUGCUUGCCAGUAGGAAGAUGGGUUCAGUCAUUCCUUCACAAUCAAUUUCCCUGGAAGUAGCAUGCUUGGCAGGGGAAUUUCAGCAAAAGUAAGGCCAGGGUGAUGUAGGGAGUGAAUUUAAAACCUUCUAGCUGUUUUGAGAGUCCCAGGUGUGACUUUCUCCUACCCUUGCAGCCCUGCACAGUUGCUCUUCCCGCUGGCUGACAGGGUACAGGAAGGGGUGAAGGGGAAUGGUUAUGCUAUGGCCCUGCCCUCUGCAUCAGCCCACAAAGCAGUGGGCAGUGUGCUGGGCCUUCUACAAAGUCUCAACUCAAAGAACUCCAAGCGCAUCAGUCUCACUGGAGUCAACAGAAUUUGUGUUCCCUAGAGGUAAGCAUGUGCUUACGUGCUUUGUGGAAUCAGAGCCCAAGUGCUGCUGUGCUGUGCACACAGAGGGAGUCUUCAGUCAGAAUCCCUCCCGCAUCACCCUCCACACUCACCAAGCAUAGCCUGGGGUCGCAGGGGCUGAAUCUUGUCCUAGGUGAGAAAGCCAGGUCAGUAUUUACCACCUCUUUAUUCAUACCCAGCUUCUGCAGCCCUGAUACCCCACAGACUUGUGUAGAACAUCGAACCAGUUAAUUAGUGGGUGAGUUAUUAGGUGGUUCAUGUUUCUGCUCAUCCAGGCCAGUGACAUUUCUCUCUGAGUCUUUGCUUCUGGCUGGGAAGCAGCACUUCUGCAUUUUAUUUAUUUUUAACAUUUGGCUUGGGACAAAAAGAGCCCAGCCUGCCCAGAGGGAAAUUUGGGAAGGAUUCCCGAAGUAGCACUUGACUGCAAAACAUCUCUUGGUUUAUUUUUAUAAAGAUGCGAGCAUGUUUUAUUAACAAAAAGAAAAAAAAAAGCUUACAGUUUUAAUCCAGGAAUAUCAGUGUGCCUAAUAUUACAGGUCUUGUGAUUGAUGCAAUUUCAUAACAACAUCCUUGUCCAAAUGAAGGGAAAUAGUGUAUUUACUCCAUGCAUGUACUAAGGCAUUGCAAAAAGUUUAACCUGCGUAAUGGGUUUGCGAACCUGCAAAUUGUUAAUGGGGCUACGUCGCAAAUGAUUCUCUGCCUUGACAAUCAUGUAUACAUAUCGAGAUUUCUAUCAUAAUGAUAAGUGGAAGAGAUGAUUAAUUGUUUUCCUCCAAUAAAUCCAAUUAAAUCAC
This is a messenger RNA of Chelonoidis abingdonii (Abingdon island giant tortoise), 9915 nucleotides long. Lineage: Eukaryota; Metazoa; Chordata; Testudines; Testudinidae. The record is from RefSeq and is a predicted model, not a curated record.